Messenger RNA from Alexandromys fortis (reed vole), 6773 nucleotides. RefSeq names its product SPNS lysolipid transporter 3, sphingosine-1-phosphate (putative) (gene Spns3). The record is from RefSeq and is a predicted model, not a curated record. Gene Ontology annotation, molecular function: transmembrane transporter activity. Bases 193 to 1800 code for a protein of 535 amino acids. Gene Ontology annotation, biological process: transmembrane transport. Gene Ontology annotation, cellular component: membrane. The transcript has 12 exons. Lineage: Eukaryota; Metazoa; Chordata; Mammalia; Rodentia; Cricetidae.
CGGAGCUAUCCAAUCACCAGUGCAAGACCCUCUUUCCCCAGCAGGGCUAGGAGGCUGAGAGUGAUGAAAUCCUACCAGGGUGGUUGCAGCGUGUUCAGCAGGAUCCUAUGAUAAGAUGUCUAACAGUUUCAGGGCAGCUGUUUUGAGGUUGAGAGGCUGGGAGCCCACAGGAAGUGACUUGGUGCUGAGCUGAUGCAGCUCUGUUCAGCACCCGUCCUGGCACGGAGGCUGCAACUGUCGCUCCUGGGAAUGUCCACAGAGUGCAUCGAUCCUUGGACAGGAGGGCCACAGAGCCAGACUCAGAGUCCAGGUGGGGGGUAUGGCACCUUGGCUUCAGGUGGGUGUCUGCCUCCCCCCACAUCUGCUUCCUGGAACCUGCCCCGCUGGAGAGCAUCCUUGGCUGCAGCUGUUCUCUGCUACAUCAACCUUCUGAACUACAUGAACUGGUUCAUCAUCCCAGGAGUGUUACUGGAUGUCCAGAAGUAUUUUAAUAUCAGUGACAGCCAUGCUGGUUUGCUGCAGACAGUCUUCAUCGGCUGCCUGCUGGUGUCUGCGCCUGUGUUUGGCUAUCUGGGUGACCGCCACAGCCGCAAGGCCAUACUGUGCUUUGGGAUCCUGCUGUGGUCAGGGGCUGGCCUCUCCAGCUCCUUCAUCUCCUACCAGUAUUCCUGGCUCUUCUUCCUGUCCCGGGGGGUCGUGGGCACUGGUGCAGCAAGCUACUCCACCAUUGCACCCACCGUCCUGGGUGACCUCUUCGUGAAGGACCAGCGAACCUGUGUACUGGCUGUCUUUUACAUCUUCAUCCCAGUCGGAAGUGGUUUGGGCUACGUGCUGGGGUCAGUUGUGGCGGAGCUGACAGGGAACUGGCGUUGGGCCCUCCGAAUCAUGCCCUGUUUGGAUGCUGUGGCCUUAGUUCUGCUCAUCCUGCUGGUUCCAGACCCACCCCGAGGAGCAGCUGAGAAACAGGAAGAAGUGGCUGUGAGGGCUCCGAGGAGAAGCUGGUGUGAGGACGUCAGAUACUUGGGGAGAAACUGGAGUUUUGUGUUUUCAACCCUCGGAGUGACGGCCAUAGGUUUUGUGACUGGAGCUUUGGGCUUCUGGGCACCCAAGUUUUUGUUUGAAGCUCGCGUGGUCCACGGCCUACAGCUUCCCUGCUUCCAGGAACAGUGCGGCAGUCAGGACAGCCUGAUUUUUGGGGCACUGACGGUCGCAACUGGCAUUAUUGGUGUCAUCCUGGGGGCGGAGGCCUCGAGAAGGUACAAGAAGGUGAACCCCAGGGCUGAGCCCCUCAUCUGCGCUUCCAGCCUAUUUGCUGCAGCUCCCUGCCUCUACCUGGCUCUCAUCUUGGCCUCAAGGACCCUCCUGGCCUCCUAUGUGUUCCUGGCUCUCGGGGAGCUCCUUCUGUCUUGCAACUGGGCAGUGGUUGCUGAUAUCCUGCUGUCGGUAGUGGUGCCUAGGUGCAGGGGCACGGCAGAGGCGCUCCAGAUUACAGUGGCCCACAUCCUGGGAGACGCUGGCAGUCCCUACCUCACUGGACUUAUCUCCAGCGUCCUGCAGACUGGGCGCCCAAACUCCUAUCUGCAGCGCUUCCUCAGUCUGCAACACAGUUUCCUGUGCUGCGCCUUUGCCAUCGUGCUGGGUGGUGGCUGCUUCCUCCUGACUGCACUGCACCUGGAAAGAGACCAGGCCCAGGCCAGGCAGGCUGGCAAAGGAACUCUGGACAGCGAAGACAUAGUCAGCAGGAACCCUGAGAGUCAAGGCCUGCUCUCCAGCACCAGCACCCCAGCAGAGCAUUCCUGAGUCCAUCUUGCAGUGAGCAGGCUUUAUCCUACCCACAUCCUCCUAGUGGCUCCACCCAUCUUGGCUAUGAUUCAGGGACCCCGGCUAAGCUACACUUGCCACUUGUUCAGUCCCUGCUAGAGAACUGCCAGGGCCCAGGAGCUGGCUCAAUUGAGUUGUCACUACCCUUCAGGGAGGCUGGGCCCUUAUUAAAGCGUGACCAGUGCAAAGCCCUGGGAUUUCAGGGCUUCUUAGACCCAUCUUGUUAUUUAUAGCCUCGUGAAGCCUCUGCAGGAAGAGGGGCGGGCAGUGGGCAGGCCAGGCCAAGGAUUCACGGUGGCCUUUACAAUAGGGACCCCGAGGAAGUUGCUCAGCUUUGUUGUUUGGGUGUCUCCACCAUGAGUACCUCACUCUGACUCAGAUUCUCCUGUUUGCAAAGGCUAGGGGGGACAGAGGUACCUCUCUGUGAGCAUUCAUCUUCUGAACAGGAGGUGGUCUUGGAGUUAGGUUCCCUGUGCCUGCUGGUAUGGGGAUGUGACCCCACUCAAGCCUGUGCAAAUUACAGAAGCAGCUGCCUCUGAGCUACAUGCAGAGAAGCUCACAUGACUGUUCACACAUACUCCUGGAAGUAGCCCUCCUUCUCUCCAGCCUAUCUUUGACCCCAGCAUCUCCAUGGGGAGGGCUGGCUCUGUGGGACCCAUGCUUGGCACUGGGUUCUGAGCAGCUGGGCUCAGCGGGCCCUGCAGGAGAUCAACAGCUUCCAGGCGGGCAGCAGCAGGGAGGCUUGUUCUUUCCGCCUAUGACCCCAGCUUCUGUCCCCUCCCCCGGAGCCCAGCCAGGCAAUCAUUCACUCACUCAUUGCCACCUCUGCUGUGCCAGGCUGUGCCUGCCUCCCAGCAUCUGUGGGCAGAGCAGUGGCCCAGCAUUCAGCACUGUUCCUUGCCCUUACAUUCAUUCUUAUCCUGCCUCCUCAGGCUUCUCCUUGUUCCUAGUUAGCUGUGACAGGCUCCUGGAGCUAGGUUCACUAGCUCAGCCUACACAUGCUCCCGGGUUUAGCUCUCCUCAGGAGCAGGCAUCUCCAGGACAAAAGCUCCCAUUCCCUGAGUCGGCAUCAUCAUUGAAGGGAAACAACCACCCCGAAACUCCAAGGAAACCGACUGGUGUGGGAGCUUGACUAUCUGAGAAAGAGGCAACCGCGCUGCUCUCAGUACACAGGGUACAGAAGAUCAGGGCCACAGCCCGCCUUUCAGCUGCAGAGUCCAAAGCUCUGUUUGAGACGCACCAAAUGCAGAUUUCUAGCUCCCAUGUGACUCCCACAGGCUAGUUCCAGGGUCAGAACCCAGCAGCCACGCUGUCUUGAAACUCAGCUUCGCAGACAAUGGGCAGAGUCCAGUGGCUGGGGAGGGAGACCAGAAACAUCGCUUGUGCUAAAUCUACAAACACUGAUGGUUAUCAGUAGGUCCCUUCGAGGUGUGGGGCAAUAAAUCAGACUCCAGUCUGCCCUUGGACCUCGGGAGACAUACUUCCUAUGACAAAAGGGUCACCUGGCUCAGAAACCUUCUAGAGGUGACUUUGGGGCUGGCAAGGACAAGAGGUGUGGAGGAAAGGAACCCUAGGCAGGGGGAAGAGAACUAGGGUAUAGGCAAUGGGACAGGAAAAAGACUGUGAGUCAUGGAAGGGUGUAGAGGGGCCAGAGAGGAGGCAUGCUCGCCACUGGUGGGAAGAGGUGGCAGGAUUGGCUGGGACUAGGGGCCUCAGUGCAGAGAACUGCAGCUCUCAUCCCUAGUCUCGGGCAGGGAAAGGUCACAUCUUCCAGUACAUUCGGAAGCUUGAGUUCCCAGGAUGCACUGAGACUCAGUGCUCAGCCAGAGAUUUACAGGAUAUUAUUUUCUAAGUGAGCUUGGGGAGUGCCAGAGUUUGGGGACUGAGGGACCCUGGGAGGACAAAGCCACACCUCAUCUACAGUCAAGCUAGGCCCCAGCUUCCCUCGGGUCCUACCUCUCCCUGUUGGGGACUAGUCCCAGCAGAUGAGAACACAGGAGCAAGCCCUGUGAGAGGCCCCCAGUGCCUCACUACAAAGGGUAGCAUAGUAAACAGAAUACAUCUUUAUCGCCUGAAGGAUGCUGUUGGGUAAUCCUGGUUAUUGACACUCUGGACUUGUUUGUUGGGAAUGUCAACAGCAGCGAAAAUGCUAUUCAGCAAGACAAGUCCCCAAGCCGACCCUGCUCACUUCACGUGUUAAUGACUCAGCUUCCAGGAGACAUCCUGGCAGGAAGCCGUGUCUGCCUAUGUCUAUGCAUGUGCCCGUGUGGCCAGCUUGCUCUCUAGCGGCGUGUCUUUCAGUCUGGAGGAUGGAGCAUGCAUUUAGGUUCCUGCACCUCGACCUGGCUUGUUGCCCUGCAACUAGCCAUUGGCCUGUCUGUCCCACCCCUAAGUGAGUGACUUCCUGCUGUGUCAGGGUAGUGAGGUAGCUGUGUGUGAAGUAGCUGAGCUCACCAAGGUUCUAUCACAGAGUCCAACAAGAAGUGCCGGUACUUGUUGAAGCCAUGAUUUACCCCAUUGCCAAGAGGAUGGGUUUGCACUGGCUCCUACAGCAUUUGGGUUAUGGAGCUGCAUGUAACUGGGCCGAACUGAUGACCUUGAGGAGGCAAAGGAUUCAUCAGCAGUGUAGGAAGAGCUCACGGAAUUGGUAGCAAGGUUGAAGAGCCAGAGAUUUUACCUCAUCUUUUAAUUUUUCAGAGCGCCAGACACUUUCCCCUACUCUUUUCCUACUUACUCAAGAUUUAAUGCCCUAGGCAUAAAAGUUCAGUUGGGUUAGCUUGGAUCCUCUGCCUGUGUCUUGAUUCAUAGCUCCAUUAAGACCAGGAAGCCAGGAAAGCUGCUAGGAAGAGGAAUGAAUUAAUUCCGAUCAUCAAAACCAAAUGGCCGGGGGCGUGGCUCAGUGAUGGUGCUUUCUUAGCUGGCCCCAAGUUUGAUUUCCAACACCAAAACAAUAAAAAAUUUUAAAAGGCUCCUCCCCUUCCUCAAAAAAGUGACAGCAUCUACUGCGAUGAUUUGGGGCAGGUCACUGGCCUCUCCACAGGGUGAGGAAGAGCCUCCACUCAAUGUCCUUCCAGAGACUUUGUUUUUGAUGGUCUCAGGCCAUGGUCAAAGGUAACUGAAACAUCUAUAAUAUAGAAAGUGUUAAAAAUGUCCAAAUGAGUCAUGUAUAGCGAUGCCUUUAUUCCAGCACUUGGCAGCCAGAGGCAGGUAGAGGUCUAAGUAGAGCCAGCUCAGUCUAUAGAGUGAGUUCCAGGAUAGCCAAGGCAACACAGAGAAACCCUAUCUUGAGAAAAAAAAUGUUCAAAUGAUGGAACACGAACUUCUGUAUGAGCAGGGAUUCAGAGCCAUCUGUUCUGAGCAGGAGAGAGGCAGAGAUGACAUGUUCAGAGAAAAACUCACGUGGCAGGCCCCAAAAUGGGGGGUGGGGAGACUCCAGUGAGUCUCUGGUGUGGCAAUAGCAGGAGCAGAGUGGGGGUGCCUUCUCCCCAGCUAGGGUGGUGACCUGCAGGAAAGCUGCUCCAAGGAUGGAGGGAGGUGUCAUUAGGGAGAAAAAUGGCUUCUCCACAGGCGGCAGGAUUGAAAUCUGGCUGGUUUCUGAGUCACCCAGAGCAACAGAUAUACAAUGCAAAUCAACACAUAUUUCCUGCACCUGCUAAAUGUCAUUUGCUCAUUCAAUCAACAAACAUUCUCUAAGCACCUCCUCUGCAAUGGAUGGUGAAGAUGAAUCAGACAGGGCAUGAGCCCUUGAGGCUCAUCUCUUUUGGGGGUGGAGUGGUGGUGGAAUCAAACAAACAUAAUCAGAAUAAUGAGUUUGGUGUGAUGGAGGAAUAUACAUGUUACAAAAUAGCCCCGAGGAGGAAAUGAUUGGUCACCCAGGUGGGUCAGGGAAGGCUUCCAUGAGGAAGUCAAGCCUGUACUGGACUUGUGAAGGACAGCUAUAGAAGCUAGCCUGGAAGGCCCUGUAGGCAGAGCCCAACUAAAGGGUCGGGGGAGGUGGGGGCGUGAGCAUGUGGCGCUCUCCGUGGUCCUGAACCAUCGUUCCUUUAGCAGGGUUUUCUGGCAGAGGGCAGAUAGGGACUACAAACAAAUGAGCUAAUUUUUGCCACUUGCCCAGGCUCCAGGAAGUAUCUGGGUGUCAAUCCUGGGAGUUCCAUGUCAUCGAAAGGACUUCUAAGAUCCUUUACCUUGAGACAGUGUGCUGGAGAUAUGUAGGAGGCUCUGAAGUCAGAACACAUGGGUCAGGAAGGGUUGUGAAGCCACAGAGAGAUCUAUGGAGAGGUUUUGUUCCAGGCAGUGAUCAGGUCAUGGGUAUGGUUUGAAAACUUAUUAUCAAUAACUGGGUGGGAAAGCCUGGAGGUGGAGUUGGGAUCAGGGAGUCCAAGUAAGAUAUCUGAGGUAUAUCAGUGGGCAGCGGGGAACAUUGAAAGUGAGACACAACAGGCUAUAGCUAAAAACAAAUGGCCUGUAGGGUUUCUCCUUGGUGUCAUUGUGGGCCAGGAGUUAUGAUGCUAUGGUAAGAAGCAGGUUUGAGGGAAUGAUGGUGAGUUCCAUUCGGGAUAUGCUGAGCUUAAGGUGUUUGUGGGAUUGCUAGGAGGAUGUGUGGGAGAUUUAUGUGAAAUUAAAACUUGGCCAUAGGGACUGUCUAGAGGUGGAGGUCAGGGUAUUGUAAACAAAUGCAUGAUUGCUGAGAGCCCAUGUGUAAGUGAAGGCUGCUCAAAGAGUGUGCCAAGUGACGAGAAGCUACCACAGCCUGAUCCAGAAAAAUGCUACCACAUAGGCACAGCAGAAGUGAGAGGGACUGACCUCCAUCUGGUUCAUCAGCCUUGCUGGAGCUCAUUGUACGUUCUCGCAGAAUGGUCUGUAGAGUCACAGUCAUACAAAGUGUUCUGUGGAAAAACGGGAGUUCUGGGAGACUCAUUGUCUUGGUUUGAGUUUCUAUUACUGUGGUUAAA